CUUCAAACUUUACUUAUGGUAAAACGUGAUUAUUAAAAAGAAUAUCUAUCUUCAUCGCCAGUGUUGGUAGUUGCAGGUAGGGACAAGCUCAGAGAGUUUCCAUGUUGCUUCCAAAGUCAACAGAUCAAAGCAGCCUCUUUGACCCUCCCAAAAGAAUCCAAGUUUUUGUUCUCAUCUCCAUUUUCAUGGCCAUUAUCCUAAUCAAUCACUCACUUUCCCUCAGAUUCUCCACACCCAUAUCCCAGAUUUCUCCAGAAUCCAACACAAACAUGGCGAAAUCGACUCCACCAAAUACCUCAAACCUCAAAAACCUUCUCUUUCUUCUUUCUCUCCUCUUCGCCUUGAUCAACCUCUCAAUCUGCGCUCCAUCUCCGUCUCCGUCACCGACUUGUCCUUUGAGUUUCAGCCAUGUCCAGACAAUCCCAUGGAACACAACCGAUUGCCGAAGCUACGAUACAUCAAUCGAGAGGAAGAACAGUUGCUGCCAAUCAGUCUUGACUCUAAUCGGAAUCCCUCUCGCUCAUCGUCUCAAGCAAACAUCCAAUUUCCGUCUCCCAAAUCUCGCCACCUCCGUCUCCUGCCUCAACGACCUCCAAAAGAAGCUCGAAUCCCUCUCUCUAGCUUCGAAUCUCACCUCCGUCUGCUUCGAUCCGAACCAGUUCGUCAUCAACAACGAGACCUGCGCCGGAAUCCAAACGACGCAAGAUUGGAUCUCCCGUCUCGGCUCCACGACGGCGCUAGACUCCGCCUGCAACAGUGGCCUCACAGAUCUCACACGAUGCGACGCUUGCGUGGCGGCGGGAUUUAGGGUUCAGAAACAGCUGAUUAGUUUGGACGGUAAUACCUCUCAUGGUGUCUACUGUUACCAUUUCGCUGUUCUUUACGCUGCUGGUAUCGUCAAUAAGAAAGGACCUGAGAGCGACGACGCUUUGUCUUGCCUCUUCUCUUUAAGCUUGACUUCUCCGUUGAGCUCAAUGAAGAAAAGACACACGGUGGCUCUUGUUUUAGGGAUAACCGGAGCUGUUGUCGCGGCUCUCGUUAUCGCCGGUUUGAUUGGUUUGUAUUUACGGUUCGGUAGAGCGGUUAAAGAGGGAGAAGUCGGUUGGGAGGAUCAAGAGUCUAGACCGAAAUGGAGACCAAACACUGGAUCGAUCUGGUUCAAAAUCGAGGAGCUCGAGAAAGCUACAAACAAUUUCUCUCAGAAGAAUUUCAUCGGUCGAGGCGGGUUCGGUUUCGUUUACAAAGGGGUUUUACCGGAUGGAUCGGUUAUCGCGGUUAAGAAAGUGAUAGAAUCAGAGUUUCAAGGAGAUGCAGAGUUUCGCAACGAGGUUGAGAUCAUUAGCAAUUUAAAGCAUAGGAACCUUGUUCCACUUAGAGGAUGUAGUAUGGUUGAUGAAGAUGGUGAGAGUCAGAGAUAUCUUGUUUACGAUUACAUGUCUAAUGGUAACCUCGAUGAUCACUUGUUUCCUCGAGUCGAGACUCACAAGACUCCAUUGAGCUGGCCUCAGAGAAAGAGUAUCAUUUUGGAUGUAGCCAAAGGUUUAGCUUACUUGCAUUACGGCGUGAAACCGGCGAUUUACCACCGUGACAUCAAAGGUACGAAUAUAUUGCUAGAUGUGGAUAUGAGAGCGAGAGUUGCUGAUUUCGGGUUAGCGAAACAGAGUAGAGAAGGUGAGUCUCAUCUCACUACAAGAGUGGCGGGAACACAUGGUUAUUUGGCUCCAGAGUAUGCACUCUACGGUCAGCUAACGGAGAAAAGCGAUGUGUAUAGCUUCGGUGUUGUUAUGUUGGAGAUUAUGUGUGGAAGGAAAGCUCUCGAUCUGUCUACUUCCGGGUCACCAAACACGUUUCUGAUAACGGAUUGGGCUUGGUCGUUGGUGAAAGCAGGGAAAACAGAGGAGGCUCUUGCAGCUUCUUUGUUGAGAGGAGACGAUGAAGUGUUGGGUGUCUCGAAUCCGAAAGGGAUUAUGGAGAGGUUCUUGCAAGUUGGGAUUUUGUGCGCUCAUGUAUUGGUUGCUUUGAGGCCAACGAUAUUAGAUGCAUUGAAAAUGCUUGAAGGAGACAUCGAAGUUCCUUCGAUUCCUGACCGACCAGUCCCGCUUGCGCAUCCUUGUUACCGCAUUGACGGUAACGGUUUCACUAUAUCGCCUGCGCUUAGUGGGCUAGAUAUACAUUCCGGAGAUAUGCUCCGAUAAAUUUAGAAAAGAUAAAGACUCAUGUUGUAUAAGGUUUAGAUUUUAUUUAUUUUGAAUGCAAAGAUCACAUCUUUUAAUAAGAA
Messenger RNA from Eutrema salsugineum, 2278 nucleotides. Its product is annotated as probable receptor-like protein kinase At1g11050. NCBI's taxonomy places the organism in Eukaryota, Viridiplantae, Streptophyta, Magnoliopsida, Brassicales, Brassicaceae. Gene Ontology annotation, biological process: protein phosphorylation. The record is from RefSeq and is a predicted model, not a curated record. The transcript has a single exon. Gene Ontology annotation, molecular function: protein serine/threonine kinase activity; ATP binding. The coding region runs from base 102 to 2195 and encodes 697 amino acids.